Molecule: messenger RNA, 2956 nt
Organism: Vigna angularis (adzuki bean)
Lineage: Eukaryota; Viridiplantae; Streptophyta; Magnoliopsida; Fabales; Fabaceae
Product: synaptotagmin-4
Exons: 14
Coding region: 228-2714 (828 amino acids)
Molecular function (GO): lipid binding
Source: RefSeq, a predicted model, not a curated record
UUCUUCUAUAAAGUGCUAGUUCCGUUAGUUUUUUUAGAUGCCUCCGUUUUCUCCCAAAUGUUCCAUCUCUCAUCCUCCAGGGAUAUGCAUUUCUUGCUAUGCUGUCUUUCCUUUUCUUUUCUUUCAUUUCCUGUUACCCUCACAUCAGAGUCUCCCAGAACUACCAUACAUAGCUGCUAAGAUCAUCUUCAGAAAAUCAGAAAGUUGGUUUUAUUUCCCUCACUGCCAUGAGUAGUACCGGUAGUAAGAAAAAGUUCAAUCCUAUUCAUCUUGAAGAUGCUGCAAUGGACUUGUUAAACCAUGUGGUGAAGGUGAAGGAGAAGAUGGGUUUGAUUUCACUCCUCCUUCCUCUCAUAUUCAUUGCUUGGGCUAUUCACAGAUGGCUAUUUUCUUUCUCCAAUUGGCUUUCCCUUGCUCUUGCUCUGUGGGCAUCUAUGCAAUAUGGGAAGUAUCAGCGCAAACUGCUGGAGGAAGACUUGAAUAAGAAAUGGAAUCGAAUCCUACUCCAAACCUCGCCAGUGACACCAUUGGAACACUGCGACUGGUUGAAUCUGCUGUUGACACAAAUAUGGUCCAACUAUUUUAACCCCAAGUUCUCAAGAAGGUUAUCAGCCAUAGUUGAAAAACGUUUAAAGCUUCGAAAACCAAGAUUUAUAGAAAAAGUUGAGGUGCAAGAGUUUUCACUUGGAUCAUGCCCUCCAAGUUUGGGUCUUCAAGGGAUGCGAUGGUCAACCUCGGGUGAUCAGCGAGUCCUGAAAUUGAGUUUUGAUUGGGACACAAGCGAGAUGAGAAUUUUGAUGCUUGCUAAGCUUUCCGUUGGAACAGCCAGAAUUGUGAUUAACAAUCUUCAUAUAAAGGGUGAGCUUUUGGUGACUCCAAUUCUAGAUGGAAAGGCACUUUUGUAUUCAUUUUCGUCCACACCUGAGGUGAGAAUAGUAAUUGCCUUUGGAAGCGGAGCAAGCCAAUCAGCCACUGAGUUGCCUGGGGUUUCUCCAUGGCUGGAUAAACUUUUUACUGAUACGUUGGUUAAAACCAUGGUGGAACCUCGACGUCGUUGUUUCAGUUUGCCUGUGGUUAAUUUGGGGAAAACUGCUGUUGGAGGCGUUAUAUACGUGUCAGUGAUUUCAGCAGACAAACUUUCUUGGAGUUGUUUCAAGAGUAGCCGAUCUUUGAGGCAACAGAAUAGCACAAUCAAUGGAUGUUCAGAAAGCAACCUGGAUGACAAGGACCUACAGACAUUUGUAGAGGUAGAAGUGGAGGAAUUGACAAGGAGGACGGGUCUGAGUCAUGGUUCAAAUCCAACGUGGGAUACUACAUUUAAUAUGGUUUUACAUGAUAAUACAGGAAUUGUUCGCUUCAACCUUUAUGAGCGUCCUUCUAGCGGUGUAAAGUGUGACCACCUAGCAAGUUGUGAAAUCAAGAUGAGGCAUUGUGAAGAUGAUUCAACAAUAAUGUGGGCAAUAGGACCUGAUUCUAGUGCAAUAGCAAAACAUGCGAAGUUUUGUGGAGAUGAAGUUGAAAUGGUUGUCCCAUUUGAAGGUGCCAACUCAGCAGAGUUAAAGGUGAAGAUUGUAGUAAAAGAGUGGCAGUUUUCUGAUGGUUCACAUAGCUUGAACAACCUCCGUGCUAAUUCCCAGCGAUCACUUAUUGGAUCAUCAAGUCUUCUGUCAAAAACUGGAAGGAAACUUAAGAUAACAAUUGUGGAAGCAAAGGAUCUCGUUACGAAAGACAGAUCUGGAAAAGUUAGUCCAUACGUCAAAUUGCAAUAUGGAAAGGUUGGUAAGAGAACAAAGGUUGCUCCUCCUACUACUACAAAUCCUUCCUGGAAUGAAUCAUUUGAUUUUGAUGAGAAUGAUGGUGAUGAAUACCUAAAUGUAAAAUGCUUCAGUGAGGAAAUUUUUGGAGAUGAAAAUAUUGGUACUGCAAAUGUAAAUUUGGAAGGACUGGGGGACGGGUCAAUCAAGGAUGAAUGGAUCCCACUUGAAGGAGUGAGUUCUGGUGAAUUAAGACUUAAAAUUGAAGUAGUUAGGGUUGAGGACCAAGAAGGAUCAAGGAAUUCAGCCAAUGGUUGGAUAGAACUUGUUGUGAUUGAAGCAAGAGACCUUAUUGCUGCCGAUCUUCGAGGGACAAGUGAUCCUUAUGUGAGGGUGAACUAUGGGAACUUGAAGCGGAGGACAAAGGUUAUACACAAAACACUCAACCCUCGUUGGAACCAAACCUUAGAGUUCCUUGACGAUGGUAGUCCCCUGACACUGCAUGUUAGGGACCAUAAUGCUUUACUACCCACAUCAAGUAUAGGGGAAUGUGUUGUAGAAUAUCAAAGGUUACCUCCAAACCAGAUGUCUGACAAAUGGAUACCUCUCCAAGGGGUUAAAAGUGGCGAGAUACACAUCCAAAUUACCAGAAAAGUUCCAGAAAUGCAAACAAGAAGUUCCCUAGACUCUCAACCAUCUUCUUUAAGUAAAUCACACCAAAUUCCUACCCAGAUGAGAGAGAUGUUGAAAAAGUUUCGAUCAUUAAUAGAGGAUGGAAAUCUUGAAGGACUGACAUCAACUUUGAGCGAGUUAGAAAGUCUAGAGGAUACAAUGGAAGGGUACGUAGCACAGCUGGAGACCGAGCAAAUGCUUCUUCUCAGCAAAAUAAAUGAACUGGGUCAAGAGAUCCUCAAUUCUUCUUCUUCCCUCUCUAGCAGUCCUUCUCAAAAUGGAAAUUAAUUGAUCCUCGUAGCAUCAUCUCUCUAAGGUUAUCAUUAACAUUAGAUUCUUUUAUCAUUCUCUUGUAAUAUAUUGCUUAUGGGAAUCAUUACGUACAAACUCCGUACACAUUUAUCAAAGAAUUCUUGUGUAGUUCCCCGCUACACAGCAACGGUUCACAUGUGUAAUUGAUCAAGAAUUUGCAAUAAGUUUAUGUUCCUCUACAGUUUGUCAAAUUAUAAAACAUAAAUCCCUUUUCCUUC